GAGGUAAUUUUAGGUGUGUGAAAACCAUGUGAUUGGAUGGAACUUCUGAUGUCAAAAUAGGAUUUUUGAAGUGGUCACAUGGAAUCAAAAAUGAAUGGAUCAAAAUCAUCAAUUUUAAUUCCGUUACAGGAAUUGAACAAAAUUACAUCAGAUAUACUUCAAGACCGAAAAAAUGCUAAUCGGAUUAUCGAUCUUAUUGAUAGUUUAGCAAAUUUGGAUUCAAUCCAAGCUGGUAACCUUUAUGUUGAAUCAUUAAUACGAUGUCUGUCUAAGAUAUGGACCAAUUAUAUUGAUUCUCGUGAAAUGGUCUUGUUUAAAGACGAUGACACAGGACAACACAGCAAAAUAAAUAAAUUUAAAUCUUGGCUUAUUUCUCUAUACGAAUCCACCAUCAAUCUUUUUAGUGGAAUUUUGGAAAACAAACAAUCCAACUAUUCGCUGAAACUAAGACAAUUGUGUCUAGAAUCACUGAUAAAGUUCGUAGAAGAAGAAGGAAAAUUCCCUUACCGUUCUGCAAUUCAUAAUGAUGAAAUAAGCUUUCCGGUUGAACUUUUGGAGAGAAUAGUUCGAUCUCUAAUCUCAGAACUGUUUUAUAAUCAAGAAUUGAUUACAAUCUACUCAAAGUAUCAAUACGAUGAUUUAUUGCAUUUUACCAUGAAAAUAUUGCAUAAGAUUAUUGACGAGAAUAAAGGAUGUAAUAAUCAAAGUCUAAUUCUCAAUAUCAUUGAAAUGCUUUUUCCUAUCCGAUUAAUUGCUCCGGAAGAUUUGUUACCUAAAAGUUUACAAUCAGAAUUUAAAAUUAAAAAAUCUAAUGACGGCCGUAAAACUAUGAUUCGUUUGUGUGAACUUCAACGCAUUGAACAUUCUGAUGCUAAUUGUAACUAUAUGGCUAAAUGGAUUCAAUUGCCUACACGUAAAUUCAAAUUCGAUUAUCAACGUGAUGCCCAAAUUUAUUCGUCAUUGUGGCUCAAAUUUUUCACUUUUCCAUUACCACCACAGGUGUUUAAAAAAUCUCUGCUUCAUCUUGACAAAUAUGCAAUGAGACACUUUGAAAAUCCAUUAUUGUUGGCUGAUUUUCUUAUAAAUUCGUUUCAAAUGGGAGGAAUCAUCUCAAUUUUGAGUCUUAGUCCACUUUACACAUUGAUUCAUAAAUGCAACUUAGAAUAUCCAAAUUUUUUUGGCCAACUUUACGGUCUUCUGGAACCUGCGAUUACUUAUGUGAAUCAUCGACCACGGUUUUUGUUUUGGUGCGAUUUAUUCCUAACAUCCACACAUAUAUCUGCAGCAAUUGUUGCUUCGUUUGCAAAGAAAUUUGCCCGUUUAACAAUUUAUUCAACCCCCGACACUAUACUAAUUUUAUUACCAUUCAUAGGGAAUUUAUUCAUCAGACAUCCACUAAUCAAACGAAUGCUAGAUUAUAAACAAAUUGAACCCGAACAAGAUCCAUUUCUUGAUCAUGAACAAGAUCCAGAAAAAACUAAUGCAUUAAAUAGUUAUAUGUGGGAAUUGAAUUUACUUCAAUCACAUUAUCUUCCUGAAAUUGCUUCACUUUCAAAACAGAUUUGCAGUGAAUUGCCUCGUUAUGAAUGGAAUAUGGAAGAUAUUCUUGAAACUUCAAUGGAUGAUGUAAUACACAAAACAAAAACUUUAUUGGUUGAUCAGAAAAAAUUUUCAUAUGAUCUUGAUUGUAGUCUUUACUAUGAUUUAUAAUUAUUUUAUUUAGCU
Dermatophagoides pteronyssinus (European house dust mite) is the source of this 1725-nucleotide messenger RNA. RefSeq names its product nucleolar complex protein 4 homolog B. Gene Ontology annotation, biological process: ribosome biogenesis. Lineage: Eukaryota; Metazoa; Arthropoda; Arachnida; Sarcoptiformes; Pyroglyphidae. Gene Ontology annotation, cellular component: small-subunit processome; nucleolus; Noc4p-Nop14p complex. The record is from RefSeq and is a predicted model, not a curated record.